Anoplophora glabripennis (Asian longhorned beetle) is the source of this 1938-nucleotide messenger RNA. RefSeq names its product polypeptide N-acetylgalactosaminyltransferase 1. The transcript is spliced from 8 exons. The record is from RefSeq and is a predicted model, not a curated record. NCBI's taxonomy places the organism in Eukaryota, Metazoa, Arthropoda, Insecta, Coleoptera, Cerambycidae. Bases 1 to 1818 code for a protein of 605 amino acids. Gene Ontology annotation, cellular component: Golgi apparatus.
AUGAUAGCUGGACCUUUAAGGAGAUGUAAGCGACUAUUUCCUGUGAUAUUGUUUUUCCUAACUAUUGUGAUAAUAGUAGUUAUUACUAGAUUAAUCCAUGUUGACAAACAAAAUGAAGCAUCCACGCCACAUGUUUAUAGAUACAAGAACCAGGAAGAGUACGUGGACAAACAUGGCAUUAGAGUUGUUGUGGGCCAUUAUGUAGGUAACCCCGUGGGUAAAAUUCCAAAUGCCACGUAUGACAUGAUAAACAAAAAUAAUUUUAACCCUAGUCCCGCAGCUGGAAGGAAUGGCCUUCCUGUUGUUAUGGAACCUAAGGAUUUGCUAGAAAUGCAGCAACUUUUUCAAAUUAAUAGGUUCAAUCUGAUGGCCAGCGAUAAAAUACCUUUAAAUCGAAGUCUUCCAGAUUUUAGAAGAAAAAGGUGCACCACCCUUUUCAAAGACUACAGUUCCUAUCCGAAAACUAGUAUAAUCAUCGUAUUCCACAACGAAGCUUGGUCAACUCUACUCAGGACGGUGUGGAGUGUGAUAAAUAGGUCCCCAGAUGGGCUAGUCGAAGAAAUAAUAUUAGUCGAUGACGCUAGUGAGAGAGAAUUCUUGAAAAAACCCCUGGACGACUACAUCCGCACAUUGCCUGUCAAAACUACAAUCCUUCGCAGCCCUGAAAGAAUAGGGUUGAUUAAAGCAAGACUGAAAGGGGCACAUGCGGCAAAGGGCGAAGUACUGACUUUUCUAGACGCUCACUGUGAGUGCACUAUCGGGUGGUUGGAAAGCCUCUUAAGUGUGAUCAAAAACGACAGAAAAACGGUAGUAUGUCCCGUCAUUGACAUUAUAAGUGAUGAUACAUUCGCUUACGUCAAGAGCUUUGAGUUGCACUGGGGUGCGUUCAAUUGGAAUCUUCAGUUUAGGUGGUACACUCUAGGUGGCAAAGAGAUGAAGCUGCGGAAAAACGACGCCACACAACCAUUCAACUCACCGACCAUGGCUGGUGGACUUUUCGCGAUGGAUAAAAAUUUUUUCUUCGAGAUCGGAGCCUAUGACGAGAAUAUGAACGUAUGGGGUGGUGAAAAUUUGGAAAUGUCGUUUAGAGUUUGGCAGUGUGGUGGAAAAAUACAGAUAGCCCCUUGUUCUAGAGUGGGGCAUAUUUUCCGGAAAUCUUCUCCGUAUUCUUUUCCGGGUGGGAUAAAUAAAACACUGUUUUCGAAUUUAGCGAGGGUGGCUAUGGUUUGGAUGGACGAAUGGGCUGAUUUUUAUUUCAAGUUCAACGAAAUGGCAAGAGCCGUUAAAGAUGAGCAAAAUAUUACCUCAAGGGUGGAGCUAAGAAGAAAACUGGAAUGCAAAAGUUUCGAAUGGUAUCUCGACAACAUCUGGCCACAACAUUUUUUCCCUAAGAAGGAUCGCUUUUUUGGUCGCAUAAAAAAUUUGGGAGAAGAUAUGUGCCUUAUUAAGCCUGAUAGAAAAGGACUGUCCAAUCAACCUAUGGGCAUCGCAAGAUUAGAAAGGUGUUUGGGUGAUGACGUAGCCAUGGAACUAUUCGUUAUGACAAAAGAAGGGUUUGUUAUGACCGACGAUUCCAUAUGUCUGGACGCCCCUGAAAGGGUGGGAAUUGGACCCUUGAAAGUCAGAAUAAUAGCUUGUAGCGGUUUCAGCAGACAAAGAUGGAAGUACUACGAGAAGACAAAAGAAUUUCUUCACAUCACUAAUCACAAGUGCUUGGAUAUAAGCAAUACCAAAAACUUCACAGAUGGUCUUAUCAUUAACGACUGCAACGGAAAUCCAUCACAGAAGUGGCGACUAGAAGUUGUACCUUGGAAAUAAUUUAACAAAUUUUCAAUUUCUAUAACUAUUUAUAACAUAACAUUAACUUAUUGAUUAAAAUUUAUAUUUUAAUAAAUUUGGUUCAAAUUUUUUAUACCUACAAUUUUUUUAAAACUGGAC